UAAAUCCCUGGUGACGCUUCACAAUCGUUUCAUAGUGUUUCUUCUGUUCCUUCAUGCGAUUGGCGGAAUUUGCCUUUUCUGCGCGAAUGGUCUUUUGUUUUUCGAUUCGAAGAAAGUCUUUGAUAAAGCUCGAGUUUAAUUGACAUUCGAAAUGAGAUACAACAAGGCAUCCAUUUAUAAACAAAAGGACGUAAUAACUACAGUUAAGAACACACACAGAUGCGGUGGAGACCCGCCGGUCAUAACCGUGUACGGAGCUAUACACAAGGAAAUGGUCAAAUUACUCAAUGAGCUAAUUGGCCAUAAUACAUUCUUUGUGCAAAAAAAGCCUAAAAAUCUGGCCACUGUACUUUUAUUAAAUCUAAAACAUCUUUUCAAAGCCCGCAAUGCGCUUCUAGAGAGUGGAAUAGAUGUUGUGAUGCACACAUUGGAAGAUGCAUGUGACUAUAGAAGGACAAUGACCGCAGAAGGCUAUAAACCAGCCAUAUCAUUGUAUGGAGCUAGAAUUAAGAAAGUGGUUAAAGUAUUGACCCGUGCUCUGGGCCCAAAGAAGUUCUUUGUCAGCGUGAAUGAGGAAUAUGUGGUGGCUAUACAUCUGUCCUUUAUGCCAUCGUUUAGUGUGGUUUGCAAUGAAUUAAUCGAAAGAAACUACAAUAUCAAUACUUCAGAUACAUUCCUGAUCGAUGAACGAAUAUUCAAGGCAGAGGAGUCAUUGCGGACUAGUAAAUGUUUCAGUUGUCAAGAGCUUGGACACUUUUCGGCAAAUUGUAAAUUUCUGAAUGCGCAGAUUUUGGCACGGGAAAAUGAAAAAAACAUGGCAGAGGCUGAAGAUUAUGAAGAAGAAUCUGGAGACCUGGUGGAGUAUGUAGAGCCUGAAGACCUGAUAGAGAAUGAAGAAUCUGAAGAAAUGGCGGAGGAUGAAGAAUCUGAAAACGUGACAGAGUAUGAAGAAUCUAAAGACGUUGCAGAGGAAGAAGAACCUGAAAACGUGGCAGUGGAAGAAGUAUCUGAAAACCUUGAAGAGGAAGAAGAAUCUGAAAAACUUGCCGAAAAAGAAGAAGAAUCUGAAAUCGUGACAGAGGAAUUUAAAAACACGAAAGAAAACAAUGAAAUCCCACCAGAAGAAACUGAAAAUGAGGCAGAGAUUUCCUACACAUCCACUACUUCUGCUAGCUCUUUGGAAACCAUAGUAGCUCCCCCGAAAGUAAGCAGAUCAGCGACCAUGCUUGAGGCCUGCACCAGAAGAUAUGGGGAAAAUUUCUUGGAAACCUUUGCUUUGUUAAGGCAGUUUGCACCUGAAUUCCAUAGAAUUUCCCAGGAAAAGGGAGAAGACGCAGCCAUGAGGGCACUACAAUAUAAGUUGCUAAGUGUUGAAAUUUAAUUAAUAAUAUUUUGGAAAUAUAAUA
Molecule: messenger RNA, 1406 nt
Organism: Musca domestica (house fly)
Lineage: Eukaryota; Metazoa; Arthropoda; Insecta; Diptera; Muscidae
Exons: 3
Coding region: 152-1381 (409 amino acids)
Molecular function (GO): zinc ion binding; nucleic acid binding
Source: RefSeq, a predicted model, not a curated record